AUGACUGUCGGCUUAGAACGUUCGUCGUGCGGGCUAUCCGUGAUUGCAGUGUAUCUAUCAAUUGUGUUCCUGUUCAGCUUAGCUGAAGCUCGAACACCCGCGAUUUCUAACAACGUUAGCAGCUACUUUGCAAUUGAUUUAGAAGAUGGCACUAUGACCACGCCGCAGCUUAUCAAAAAAUAUGGAUAUCAAGUUGAAAAUCAUGAAGCAACGAGUGCAGAUGGUUACAUCAUUUCGUUAACACGCAUUCCACCGAGCAAACCGAAACACCGUCACCCAUAUCCGAUAUUGCUCGUUCAUGGUUUACUCGGUAGUUCGGGCGAUUACUUGGUCAUUGGUCCGAACAAUAGUAUCGCGUAUUUGCUGGCCGACCGCGGAUAUGACGUGUGGUUAGCAGAUAUGCGAGGUAACCGGUACUCCCAGAAGCAUGUGCGGCUUACGACCGGCUCACCGGAUUAUUGGGACUUUAGCUGGCACGAGAUGGGUUACUAUGACCUGCCGGCCAUCAUCGAGUACAUACUGCGCCAAACCGCCGCCCAGAAGCUCAUUUACAUUGGUCACUCCCAAGGAACCACCGUAUUCUUUGUAAUGGCAUCCGCUCGGCCAGAAUAUAACGACAAGAUCGCCCGCAUGUACGCGCUUUCUCCCGCUGUUUGCCUUAAGCGACUCCGUAGUCCUGUGACCCGAUGGUUGAUCGAGCACGCCAAUCGUCUGAAGGAGCUGUUUGACAUGUUCGGUGUGCAACAGUUUCUCCCGCACAGUGCCCUCACCUACCAGCUUUCUAGCAUUAUCUGUCCGAUGAGCGACGAAAACAACAUCUGCAUGCAGAUUGUUAGCCAGAUGGUUGGUCCAAACCCCAAAAUGGUGGACAUGAUGGCCAUGCAUAUAAUCACCGGACAUGAUCCGGCCGGUGCAUCGGUGAAACAGAUGCUACACUUUGCUCAAAUACAACGCUCGGGACAAUUUCGACAGUAUGAUUAUGGGCGGCGCAAUAACACCGUUCGGUACAGCCACUGGAAACCUCCGGCCUACAAUCUGUCGGCGAUAACGGCACCGAUUACCAUCUUCUACGCUCUGAACGAUUGGUUGGUCGAUCCAAGGGAUGUGCUACGGUUCGCGAGACUGCUACCAAACAAACCGCUGAUUAAUCUGGUCGAGGACGAGAACUUCAAUCAUCUCGAUUUUGUCACCGCUAAAAACGCACGAUCACUAGUGUACGAGCCUAUACUGAGCGAUCUCCAGGAAUUAGACGAGGCAGCUUUCAGGGAAAGUGCGUAAAGCAUCAGAUGAUAGUGUAAUUCCGUAUCACUGUUAGCAUUAGUUGAUGUGCCUGCGGCUAAACCUUGUUCUUGCCAUGACAAACUUUGUUCCAAAGAGUGCUUUCAAAGUGGUGUGUUAUGUGAUAUCAUUACGCGAGAAAAUUGUGAUUGUUGUAUAUGGGGAUAACUAUUAAUCAGUGAUCCAUGAAAAUCAUUCUGGAGCGAUUUAUGAUAUUGAAACAUCAUUAUAGGAGGAGUGAGGUUCCUUACCUCAUCAUUUCAGUUCGCAGUGUCAUGCAGUUUAUCGGUAACUCUUCUAAGAAUGCGCACAACAUUUCAUCACCUAGAACACCCCUGCUUAUUAACCGUUAUGACACUACUUUUGAACCGGCGUAUGCAGUUCCUGUGAAUAAUAGCAAUUAAAUAAUCAUCUCCGUUGACUGUGGGUGUGCUGUAAUCGAUCAACUACGUUUAGCAGUAGCCAACGAGUGUCUGCCGCGUUGCACAAUAUUAGCAUUCGCACGAUAAGAUUAGAGCGGAGAUAAUAGAUCGGUGCGAUUAGUCGGCUAGGAAUGUUGGGAAUGCAUUAAUGCUUCCAAUCGUUCCAUACUCGACAAACUCGGAGAACGAGAACUUCUAGUUUAUGUAACACGGAGCACGUGAACCGGAUUCUACCAAGUGAAAAGUGAUGAGUGCCAGCAAUCAUAAGUUUAGCUAAUUUAUUAACAACAAUAUCAAAAAGUUCCGAUUAUGAAAAUGCUCUUAUUAUUAAAUUAUUUGAAAGUGACAACAUAAAUUGUAUUUAUUAUUAAAUAACAUAGAUUAUACGUCGCACCUUACUCCAACCCGUGGGCACAAAUUCAUUUAAGUUCUAUUCCACGCUCUGUACGCUCGUUGAAAAGAUACACUAGUGUCAAGGUAAAGGACAAAUGAUCUUGCACGCUCGUUCACCUUGACAAUGGCCGCGUAAAAUGCAUGCCGCUGCUCAACUGCAAGUGUCGGAACACCAGAAGACAAGUGAUCUCAGUACCACUCGGUGGUCAGUAAUGGAUGUGGGAGCUUGUUGUAAUCAAUAGCUCAGUACCACAGAAUAAGGCUCACUAGAUUUUAUUUAGUUCUUGCAAUGUUAUCAGUGCCAGCAGCAUCUUUUACGAUCAAAGGGAAAGACGAUGCAUUCAUAAUAGUGAGGUCUAUAGGAGAAACAAAAGCGGCCCAAGUGCUCGCUCGUGGCUUGUGCACCCUUUCGGUCUAACAGACCACUAUUUAAACUAAUUGAAAACUGUGGAUAGGUAUUUUCUCUUCAAAAUACGCUAGUUCUGCCGAUUUUCUAACUAUCAAACCAAACAACAGUACCUGAUCAAAGGAAUGACGUGGUAGUUGGUGCUAUUGUGAUGAUCGUGCAAAAAAACGAUUAAAUAUCGUGAAUGUUAUACACACAUUCACAAGGAACGUUAUUGAAUAAUAGCAAACUGCAGAUUUAACCGGUGCUAAAAACAUUCCAGCUGAAAGUCCCUCUUUCAAAUCUAACAAAUGAAACAAAUGCUGUUAAAAAAUGA
Molecule: messenger RNA, 2815 nt
Organism: Anopheles aquasalis
Lineage: Eukaryota; Metazoa; Arthropoda; Insecta; Diptera; Culicidae
Product: lipase 3-like
Molecular function (GO): hydrolase activity, acting on ester bonds
Source: RefSeq, a predicted model, not a curated record